Molecule: messenger RNA, 300 nt
Organism: Zychaea mexicana
Lineage: Eukaryota; Fungi; Mucoromycota; Mucoromycetes; Mucorales; Lichtheimiaceae
Exons: 2
Coding region: 1-300 (99 amino acids)
Molecular function (GO): methyltransferase activity
Source: RefSeq, a predicted model, not a curated record
AUGAUCCGAAACUUACAGAGCCGGCAAAUUGAGCUUAAAGGAAUCCAUGCAUAUCCCGAACUAAAAGAUCAAGAAACGCGAUUUACUCGGCUUAAAUGGGAUGGAGCAAAAGCUGUGGAUACCAACACAAUUCACGAUCAAUAUCUUGAUCGAAGUGAUAUUUCAAGAAUGGCAAGGCUUGAGAUUUUGGAUGAGCUGGAAGAAUGGCAUUUGCUUGCUGCUCAUUAUUGUGUCGCCUGGGCUUACAAAUCAGCUACUGCAAAAGAAGCGUUUUCAUGCGUCCAACUUGAUCGCAAGUAG